AUGACGGGAGUUUCAAUUUGUGAAACUACAAAAGCUAUUCGAAUGGAUGACGAAUGGUGGAAUGAUCGCAUUCAGGAAGUAUCUGAUGCGUCAAAACUCCGGGCACAUCCCUUCACUGAUAUCGACAUAUUGGAUCGACUUUUUGGAGAGAAUGAAACCGAUACUGUGAAUCUAGAAGAUGAUUCUGAUGCACCUUCAGGAAACCAAAAUGAAACAUCGUCUUCCUACAAUCAGAGUUCCAAACGGGUGUACGGAAACACUUCGCGUAGUUCAUCUUCAGCAUGCAAACGAGGAGCAACAAAGGUUUCACAUGACUUCGUGACAAAUGAGGCCUACAUGAAACAAACAGAAAUUUAUGAACGAGCCUAA
Eruca vesicaria subsp. sativa (arugula) is the source of this 369-nucleotide messenger RNA. Lineage: Eukaryota; Viridiplantae; Streptophyta; Magnoliopsida; Brassicales; Brassicaceae. The record is from the annotation of a GenBank genome assembly.